Zootoca vivipara (common lizard) is the source of this 1473-nucleotide messenger RNA. RefSeq names its product cyclic nucleotide binding domain containing 1 (gene CNBD1). Lineage: Eukaryota; Metazoa; Chordata; Lepidosauria; Squamata; Lacertidae. The record is from RefSeq and is a predicted model, not a curated record.
AUGAAUUUAAUUCGUGCCUGGCAAGGAAUUGUGAAUGUGAACAGGAAACGUCUUCAGAAAGUGAACUAUGUCCAGUUGGACGCAUUAUUGAGCAUCAAGGGUCUUCAGAGCUGGAAGAAUCCUUAUACCACUGAAGAUGCUCAUCAAAAGUUCUUGGAAACUUAUCCCAAAAUAUUCAUUAAAGAAAAGGCCAUAUUGCCAGGGAUUCCUGAAAGAAGAACAAAAGGGUUACAUUCCUGUGAGCUCGGCAAAGGCACUGUAGGUGCCAAACGUUCUCACAACAUAUCCAUCUAUUUAAAUGCGAUUAAAAAAUGCAAAACACGUGCUGGUUCUCCAGAAUUCAUAGAGAAGUUGAACAUCCUAAUAAAGAUACUCAGGAAGAUCCCUAUUCGAAGAUCUCCAGAAGAACAUGAGAUCGUAUAUAAGACAAUGAAAGUAAUUACUGGCAUUAGUGAUCAACUUUCUGAUGCAGAGCUGAAGCAACUUAGUAAAACUGUCAUAAGGGAAUACUGGUUGAAAGGAAGCACAGUGGAUGCAAGCCAAGAGUUCUACACAGUACUUAGAGGCUCCUUUCGACCACUGACAAAGUAUUACAAGAGAACAAUUGCAGGUGAUUUUGUUUCAGCUAGUGCUGAGAGCGGUGGUUCAGCUAAAGUACCUCAAUCAAAACCCCAAACGUUGUUUGGUAUAGGAAGUUGCUUUGGGACUUUGGAACCUCUCCCUCCAAAGAUGCAUCACAACGUCCUCACAAUUGUUACAGAAGAAAACUGUGAAUUUCUCAAAAUCUCAUCAACAGAUUACUUAAGAGUAAAAGAGGAAGUAGCAAAGCGUGGAAAGAUUGCCAAAGAAGAAUUAAUCCAUGCCUGUGCAAAUUAUCGACACUGGCCUACGGUAUUUUUAUUUCAGCUGGCUGCUCAGUUAAAAUGGAGGAAAUUUCCAGCAGACCAUGUGCUUAUGAAAGAAGGAGAAUUAAGUGAAUAUGUUGGAUUCAUUAAGUCUGGAAUUUGCAAUGCUUACCAAAUCAUCCCGGCCCUUGUGAAGCGACCUUUGGGGAAAAUGAUGAAGCAUAUGAAACAAGUCCUCAUUGGCCGACUGCAUCCAGGAGACUCCUUUGGAGAAGUAAGCGUUCUCCAUCAGACCCCAUCUACAUGUACUCUGAAAGCAGGAACGCCUGUUGAACUAGGAAUUAUUGAUGCUGCAGACAUACAUGGUUUAGACCCAGAGAUUCUGAUGCUAUUUGAACAGACAAUACAGCCAUCGUUUGAAAAUGUCACAUUUGAUGAUCUCAAGUUUAAAUAUAUUAAAAAAGAGACACAAAAGGAAUGGGAGCAUACAAAGGAUAUCAUAUUGAAAGAUGCAUUGUUCUAUAAUGGCAUUUGUCCUGGUGUCGGAAAAUGGAAACACAAACAUCUGAUUUCCAAUUGGCGUGAGAAAAAGAAUCAAGAGGAUGCCCACAUUUCUACCUAUAGAUGA